Molecule: messenger RNA, 2584 nt
Organism: Petromyzon marinus (sea lamprey)
Lineage: Eukaryota; Metazoa; Chordata; Hyperoartia; Petromyzontiformes; Petromyzontidae
Product: gap junction delta-2 protein-like
Biological process (GO): cell-cell signaling
Cellular component (GO): connexin complex
Molecular function (GO): gap junction channel activity
Source: RefSeq, a predicted model, not a curated record
AUAACAGCCAGAGCGCGCUACCGAAUAAGUCACUUUCCAUCGCCGUCUUGUGGACAAGGCAGGCGACUGGCGACCCUGCCGUCAUGACGGAAUGGGCAGUGUUCAAGCGCCUCCUGGACGCCGUCUACCAGCAUUCAACUCUUCUGGGGCAAGUGUGGCUCACGGUCACGCUAAUAUUUCGGCUCCUGAUCGUGGCGGUGGCGAGUGAAAGCGUGUACGAAGACGAGCAGGCACAGUUCGCCUGCAACACUCUGCAGCCAGGCUGCCCGACCGUUUGCUACGACCGCUUUGCACCCAUCUCGCAUCCACGCUUCUGGAUUUUCCAGAUAAUCAUCGUGUCUUCCCCUUCGCUCUGCUUCCUUAUCUACGUGUGGCAUAUGCUGUCCAAAGGUGGAACUGUCGGAGAUGGACGCAAAGGGAUCUGUCCCAUCUCAGAAGACGCCAGCAACAAGGAUCAAGCUGACAUAUCAAAAUACAAGCCAUACACGGGUGGACCGUACAAGAGUGAUGAACAGCUACUCUUUCUCUACAACGAACAGGACACCUUUCGUGACCUAAAUGCUGAACCCUGCACAACGAAAUGGGGCAAGAUGGGACAACCGCGGAAUCGAAUAUGGAACUGCUAUGUCCUGCACGUGUGCUGCAGAACUAUUCUGGAAGUUGCAUUUGUGUUGGGUCAGUGGUUGCUCUUUGGUUUUAGGGUCCCCAUUCACUACAAGUGCCAAGUUUUCCCUUGUCCGCUUAUCGUCGACUGCUUUGUUUCCAGGCCAACUGAAAAAAAGAUCUUCUUGCUGUUCAUGUUUUCUGUCGGUGUUUUCUGCAUUUGUCUCAACAUCGUCGAGUUGAACCACUUGGGAUGGAAGAAAAUCAAGAGCCUUAUCACAAAGCGAAAUAAUUUGCAUGUGCAAAUUGAAGAAACAACUAAUCCCAUAAGUGUAGCUGAAGAUUCAUGUUGCCAAGUCUCCACUCAUCAUAAUCUACAAGACAAUAAAUCUCAUCUACAAACGAAGUCUUCAUCUUCUUCCAGCACUUCAGCAGCUUACGAUGUGCAUGCUCAAGAACAUCUCCGCCCACACUUCAACUUCGCUCAAAAAAUAACUUUGGACAAACGAUUCCAAGAACAGACACUGUACCGUAUGGGUGAGGAAAGUGGAGAGAUUUCACCGAAAAAGGUAUCACGGAAAAACAUUGACUUGUGGGUAUAACUUGCAACAUCUUAAUGACAAAAAAACACAUUUGAAUGUGAAUCUCAUUUCUGUAUUCAUACUGUGUAUUAUGUGAUCAAUGUAAGUGUAUAAAAACUCUCUCCGAUUGAUUGAGCUUCGACUUUAUUGUAACAGCCAAGCAAAUCAGGUAUAGGAUGACAAAUCACAGAGGCUUCUUUAUUUUGUAUUAACAAAGAAUGUAAAUACUAAGAAGUGAAUACAAUAUGCUGAGGUUUGAGAGCCAAAAUCAUUCAAAUGAACACAUUGAACAUACAUUUAGCGCAUCAUGUAAAAGUUGUUGUACAGGAAAAGCAAGUGUUUUUUGAACAUGUAUAUAACUUUGGUGGGCAGUAGCAGUAAGAAUGUAUUACAAGUAAAUUUCAUCAACAAUGCAUGAAAACAAAUGUAACCCAUAGCAUGCAUUUUAAGAAUGAAAACCUUUACAUUUUCAGGAAUGGUCCAUGCCUAGUUUGAAAAAUCUAAAAGCUGUGUAAUGAAUGGUGUUAAUCUUUUAUGGAUAUAACACUAGGUUCAACAGCGAAUGCAUUACUGAACAAAAGAUGCAUUUUGGACAAUGUAUAACACGCUAUCUUUUUAGUCCAGACAUAAAGCAGCAUCAAUUUCAGUGAAAGAAAAAAAAACAAACCUGAUAUGUAUAUUCAUGGCAAUUUUUAUAUUUUGACACUAUGUUCCAGUUUUUUUGUUGAAUGGUAAUAUCCACAAUUGACAGAUACAUAAUGCUGCAAUAAUAAAUAAUAAACACCACGUAAGGAUGUUUAAAAAAUAAUGGGACUGUAUGUACAUCACUGGGUAGACUUAUAAAGAAAAAACGAUGGUAUAAAAUGCGGCUUGAAAAAAAAGCAAUGAAAACGGGGUAAAACUGUUUCGUGCCACAAUGCAUUCUUACUUCUACUACAACCAUUGAUCGCGCAUAAACCAUGUGUCACAAUUUUAAAUCUAUUUCGCAUAUUCCAAACCAAGUGUAAUAUUUUGUUCCUGGAGUGCUCCAAUGUGCAUUUGUAUGUCAAUGUGAACAAUGAAGAGAAAAACACCACGAUCAAAAUAGCACUCACUACUUCCCAUACGAAUUGAAAGACCUCAUCCAGGGAAAUACUUUACAAAACAAAAAAACGUAAUAAUGAUCAACGUGUAUACACGUAACAUAUUUGAAAGUUAAACAAAAACAACGAUAUUUAUAUUUUUCACUACAGACACAAAAGAAAAUACUGUAAUAUGAAGAUGUAUUUUUUUUUUAUCUUUCCUGCAUUACACAUACGUCCCUUUCAGAGUCUGGAUAUCCAGAAGCAAGCAUUUUAAUCUGGGUCAUAAAGACCUCUGCAUGCACAACACUCAUAUUCAAACUAAAAAAAAAGUGUAAG